Messenger RNA from Alligator sinensis (Chinese alligator), 10164 nucleotides. It is a transcript of the gene MGAT5, whose product is annotated as mannosyl (alpha-1,6-)-glycoprotein beta-1,6-N-acetyl-glucosaminyltransferase. The record is from RefSeq and is a predicted model, not a curated record. The coding region runs from base 196 to 2256 and encodes 686 amino acids. NCBI's taxonomy places the organism in Eukaryota, Metazoa, Chordata, Crocodylia, Alligatoridae. Gene Ontology annotation, molecular function: alpha-1,6-mannosylglycoprotein 6-beta-N-acetylglucosaminyltransferase activity. Gene Ontology annotation, cellular component: Golgi apparatus. The transcript is spliced from 16 exons. Gene Ontology annotation, biological process: protein N-linked glycosylation.
GGGACUGUAGGGAUGCUUUGGUGGUGAAUCACAUGCUGAAACGCACAGCAGAAUGGAACUGAAAGGAGGCCAUAUACUAACUAGCGAGCCAGAGUGAGAUUGAUUUCCGCAUUGCGAUUGCUAUCUGGACCAUGAUGGUACUCCUGGAUUUCAUGCUUUAAGAACCUUUGUAGUGACUGAAGUUUCGAGAAAGCCAUGGCCUUCUUUACUCCAUGGAAACUAUCCUCUCAGAAACUUGGCUUUUUUUUGGUGACUUUUGGCUUCAUUUGGGGAAUGAUGCUUCUGCAUUUUACUAUUCAACAGCGAACUCAACAUGAAAGCAGUUCAGUGCUUCGUGAACAAAUACUGGAUCUCAGCAAAAGAUAUAUCAAAGCACUGGCAGAGGAAAACAGAAAUGUAGUAGAUGGACCUUAUGUUGGGACCAUGACAGCUUAUGAUCUCAUUAAUGGAGCCCAAGAACAGUGUGAAUUGCCUCCUAUGGAUGGUUUUCCUCACUGUGAAGGCAAAAUAAAGUGGAUGAAAGAUAUGUGGCGAUCGGAUCCAUGUUAUGCAAGCUACGGUGUGGAUGGGUCCACGUGCUCCUUUUUUAUUUACCUCAGUGAGGUUGAAAACUGGUGUCCUCGUUUACCUUGGAGAGCAAAAAAUCCUAAUGAAGAAACUGAUCAAAAUUCAAUGGCUGAAAUUCGUACCAAUUUUGAUCGACUCUACAAAAUGAUGUCGAGGCAUGAAGAAUUCCGAUGGAUGACACUACGCAUCAGACGAAUGGCUAAUGCUUGGAUUGAAGCAAUUAAGUCGCUUGCAGAAAAACAAAACCUGGAAAAAAGAAAACGUAAAAAGAUCCUGGUUCAUUUAGGACUUUUGACAAAAGAAUCUGGAUUCAAGAUUGCAGAGAAUGCAUUUAGUGGUGGCCCACUUGGUGAAUUAGUCCAGUGGAGUGAUUUAAUUACAUCUCUCUACUUACUGGGCCAUGACAUUAGGAUUUCAGCUUCACUGGCAGAGCUCAAGGAGAUUAUGAAGAAGGUUGUAGGCAAUAGAUCUGGCUGCCCUACUCAGGGAGACAAAGUGGUAGAACUCAUUUACAUUGAUAUCGUGGGACUCACUCAAUUUAAGAAAACCCUUGGUCCGUCAUGGGUACAUUACCAGUGUAUGCUAAGAGUCUUGGAUUCAUUUGGGACUGAACCAGAGUUUAAUCAUGCUCAUUAUGCCCAGUCUAAAGGCCACAAGACACCAUGGGGUAAAUGGAACCUCAAUCCGCAGCAGUUUUACACGAUGUUCCCUCACACUCCAGAUAAUAGUUUCCUUGGGUUUGUGGUGGAACAACAUCUGAAUUCCAGCGACAUUAAACAUAUUAAUGACAUCAAAAGGCAGAAUCAGUCUCUUGUUUAUGGAAAGGUCGAUAACUUCUGGAAGGACAAGAAAGCUUAUUUGGACAUCAUUCACACCUACAUGGAAGUCCAUGGAACUGUGCAUGGAAUGAGCACGGUUCAUAUGCCAAGCUAUGUGAAAAAUCAUGGCAUCCUUAGUGGACGGGAUUUGCAGUUUCUGCUGAGAGAAACUAAAUUAUUUGUCGGCCUUGGAUUCCCAUAUGAAGGGCCUGCUCCUCUAGAGGCUAUUGCUAAUGGAUGUGCUUUUCUGAAUCUAAAAUUUAACCCACCCAAAAGCAGCAAAAACACAGAAUUUUUCAAAGGCAAGCCAACACUUCGAGAGUUGACCUCUCAGCAUCCCUAUGCUGAAGUUUACAUUGGGAAACCACAUGUUUGGACUGUGGACAUCAGUGAUCUGUUUGAGGUGGAGAAGGCAGUUAAAGCAAUUCUGAAUCAAAAGAUCGAACCUUAUUUGCCCUAUGAAUUUACAUGCGAGGGGAUGCUACAGAGGAUGAAUGCAUUCAUUGAGAAACAGGAUUUCUGUCAUGGGCAGGUAAUGUGGCCCCCACUAAGUGCACUUCAGGUAAAAAUUGCUGAAUCUGGGAAAUCAUGCAAACAAGUUUGUCAAGAAAACCAGCUCAUCUGUGAACCUUCCUUCUUCCAGCACCUUAACAAGGACAAGGCGCUGCUAAAGUAUAACCUUGAAUGUCAUACUGUUGAAUCGGCAAAUGAUAUCGUUGUCCCCUCUUUUGAUGAAAGAAGGAAACACUGCGUUUUUCAAGGAGAUCUUUUGCUGUUCAGCUGUGCAGGGUCCCAUCCAAACCACAAAAGAAUCUGUCCUUGCAGAGACUACAUAAAGGGACAGGUUGCACUUUGUAAAGACUGCCUAUAGCAGCAGCAGCACACCUUGUUUUUCCUUGGGGACAAGCAAGUGGUUUUUGAGAGAACUACUUACACUUCCUGCACUUUUGUUCAGAUGUCUAGCAGUAGGCAGAGCUCCCGCUGCAGCACAGAGUUAUCUGCAAGGAGAGAGGGGUCAUGAUGAACAGCAAACUGGGGUUUAUUUUAUUUUUUCUAAGCAAACAUUUUCAAAAUCCUUUCAUCUACUCAACGAGAAGAGAAAGGAAGUUCUAUGCUUUGUAAUGAUUUAAAGAUGAUUGCAAAGAACAAUUUGUAGGAAAUCCCCAGCCCCAUCAAACAUUGUUGUUGGUUUUGAGUGAAAUGAGUUUUUCCUUUUUUUUAAAUGAGUUAGAACAUCCCUUCAUCGUUUGCUAAGAACCCAAACAUCAUUCCAGUAGAAAGUUGAAAAAAGUAUGCUGGGGGGUGGGUAGGACUUAAUUUAUUAAAGGUGCACUGUUUUGGGUGCUGCUUCAGCUUCAAUGCCUACAAAAUGGUGCAUUUCUCAAGAACUUGGAACCACAAGGAAACCCAAGUAACAAGAGAGAUAACUGUCUGCUCCCAGUUCUUUUUUAAUCUUUGCAUACUACAGGAUAUUGUCUGCAUCACAGCUACUGUACUAGAGCAGUCUAAACAGAGAGCACCGUGAAGAGGAGGAUUGGUGGCUGCCAGUUUGUGGCGCAUCCUGGUAACUUGAUAACUGACUUUGGUUGUGGCGGUCCUUGGUGCUGACCAGCCACUGACAUAUACUGCCAUUUAAAAAUGGACCCGUUGUCACAGUUUACUGGUCCCAUUUAGAGAACGAUCCUUGAAACUUGUUCGUGCUUCUGUUGUAGUCUGCCUAUUAGAAAUACUGUGUGAAGCAAAAAGUAUUCAGCAUCAUUUGAGCAAUAUUAUUGUUAGACCCUCAGUUUGCUAUACCUUAAAAUAGUUAAAACAUUACUGAAAGACAUAGAACGGUCAACUAAACUAACUAUAAUUAUUGUAUGAUAGAAAUGUAAAAUGUCUUCAUAACUAGUUAGGUUUUUAAAGAGAAAGAUGUUUGAACAGCAAUUGAGAGAGAGAGAGAGAGAGAAAUGACUGCUAAGAAAAAAACAUUGAUCUCUUUUCUUGAUUCUUUGUAAUUUUUUAAUAGGCAGGCCAGUGAUAUAUUUAGAAGCUGCAUUUCAUUAUCAAAAGUUUGGAUCCAAAUUCAAACUUUGCUUGUUUAGAGCAGUGAGCUAAAUCUUUUAAAAAAAUAAAAUGCCUCUUUUUUAAGAGUAAACUUUUUGCAGCACAAGCUGACAUGUUUGAAAGCACUCUCCAUGGCUGGGAAAAGAGACAUUAAAUUAGUGGGAAAUGAAUGCUGAGUCGGUCUGCAGUGAGCAAGUAGGAUUUGAAAACGAUCAUAGUUUGUAGGUUUAAAACUUGGAUAUGCUCCGACCAUAAUUGAAAACCUCAGUUUGAUAUCUUAAUGCUUUUUUGUGAAGAUUUAUCAAGCAUUGCCCAGUACUUCCACUAAUGAAAACAUAGGCACUUUAAAUUUUCUUUCCUAGACUAUAUCAGGUUCACUCAUUCUUUUGUAUUUGGCAUUCAUUAUGUGUGUAUGAGUAUUGAUAUGUCUCUUGACCUACCAAAGACCCAAAAAGGGAAAUGCUAUUGAAACUGUCAGACAAAUUAUCAUGACAAGCCUAUAGAAAAUUAGAAAUGCAGUUUCCCAUUUAAAUGUAAUCAUCUAAUUAUUCCAAGUGCUUUUAUAUUUCAUAAUUCAACACUCUUAAUGCCAUUAUAUCAUUAUACAGAUAGUGUGGAUUAGACAGAAAUUGGAUCCUAAAUUAUUUUUCAGUACCCAGAAAAGCAAUAUGAAAUGUGUAUGCACAGAAGGGUGCAUCAGUGACUGCUUUGGGAUCAUUCCUUGUUGUGAACAUCCCUUAGUUUAUUUACCAGCAGGCCCGUUCUUUUCCAGAAAGAAAAAACUAAUAGACUUAUCCAGGAUCAUUCUUGUUGGCACUCCCUCAGCAUGAACACCACUUGUGAUGGCUGUCUUAGGACUAGAAUCUGAAAAGCUUCCAAAAAUUCAUUUUAAUUGUUUAAAAAGUUCCCCAUGUGAAAGGUAGCAACAGGAGUUGUCUUUCCUGAUGCUUCCUCAGGCUUUUCAGUUACAGUGUAGUAAGUUAGAAUGGGAUGUGACAUUGGUACUUUGACAGCAAAGGUGGUGGGGGACGCAUACGUAUGUAUUAAUGCAAAGCACUCUUGUUUACUGUUAUGUAACGAUUAGAAACCAUUUGCUGUAAAUAAACAUUCCCUUGGGUUCUGCCAGGUUAAGAAACGUAGGGCAGAUUGUCACUUAUUUUACCUCUAAAAUUUAAAGACGCCUAAUUUUUUUGCUAGUCUGUUGCAAUUUCCACUGCACUAUGUUGUCCAAUAAUGUAGCAUGAUGUGUGCAGCCUCUACCACAGCAGAAGAGUCUGUGAUCUCUGUACUUUCAUGCAAUCCAUCUUUGUAUUUCUGCUGAAUCAAGUUACUGGAUAUUGGUAAAUGAAAAAGCCAAACCAAAACCUGUCCAUCCAGUAACAGGAAUCAGUAUGAUUUGAACACGAUGAAUAAUCACUAGGACCAGAUCAUAGUUCUACUGAUAACACUGAGAGUUUUGUUAUUAACUUCCCUUUAUCUUUCAAGAGCUUUAUUUUAUUAUUAUUAUUACUCCUAAGACAUGCAGGAUAUGAGCUUUCUGGUCAGGAGUAAGUCCUCUUACAGUGUGCAGCUUCUGUUUAAUUUUCCAUAAGAGAAAAUCUAUGGGAUCAUGGCAAACAUGUCCUUUCCUUCUACCAAUAGAUAACCUUUGUGAUAAAGUUGUGCUUUGCUCUAUAGGCGUAUUGGAAACCAUUGUUUCCACAACAUUUAAUUCAGUACUGAUGCAGUGAAUAAGAUACUUUUUUUAAGUGUGUUGUUUGUCUUUAAAUGUAUAAGCAAAUGGGUUCUAGUAUAAAAUAAUAUCAUUCCUCAAGUGGCCAGGCAAACCAAUAAGGGAUUAUUUUACAAAUUAUAAAGAGUUUAGUAAAUUAAAACAAAUUUGUAUCACAACUUAAAUGAAAACGGGCAACUCUACUGCCUAAUCCCCAUAAACCAAACAGACUUUCUGGGUUUAUAUAAUAUAGAAUAAUUGUAUAAUCCAAACAUUGCACUUGCAUGAGGACUUUCGGAUUAUCUGUUGUUAUUACACAGGUGAAACUGCAUUGAUCUAUGGGUUUCACCUUCUGACACUACAGUUUGCAGCUUCCUUAUUCAGAAUUCAGGUUUUGCAACACUUGGUUUGAAUAUAAUGAGUGAUAAUUGAUGGAAAUCAGAGGUUUCAACACUUAAGUAUAUAAACAUAUCUGCCAUAAAUCAAAAACAUUUUGGGAUUGAAAAUCCUGUAUUUUUAUACAUAACCUGACUUUUCAAAAAUCUUGUUCCUACAAGAUUAGGAAACUUAAGAAAACCAUUUACGUAAUUUAUUAAAAUUAACAUAAAAGGCUUGCCUUCGAAAGGUAAAGUUGGUAAAUACACACUGUUUAAAAAUGCCAAUAAAAACCUCAUUUUUUCAUAUAUGCAAGUUGAUUUGCACAUGUAUAAAUAGAUACGCUUUUUUGCUUUCAUUUUUUUCCUUUAAUUUUCUUUGUGGUUGCUGGUCUUUGAUUCUUUUUUGUAAUUUAUAGUUGUAAUUACAUAUUGCUUAAUAUUUGCUCCACAGAUAUUUAAUGUUUAUGUGCCUUUAUUUAACUCUGUUGGAUGGAUGUUUGGCAUGUUGGCACUGUCUGAACAAGUAUAAUGGAACACUCAUUUUAGGGUAAAAUAUACCGUGUUGCUGCAUAAAUACUAUGGGAGGCUCUUUGAGAUAUAUAAAGAAAACAGUGCUGUAACCUUGUCACUUUUGCAAAUGACCAUUUCUGUAAACAGAAUAUCCCUUGCUGAAACUGUUGGUUUGAUGGGAGUACUCCUAGGUGAAUGCAGUAGCUAGAUAAAGUCCCUUUGUUUAAUGGCCAUCAGGUAAGAGGAGGAGACAGUGGUGAGCAGGAAAUCUCUACUGAAAUUGCCAAAUGUAUUGUUAAGGAAAUUGGAAAUGUGCAUUAACACAUGGGAGGUGCUCAGGUAUUUAGAUAUACCCGGGAGGUGCUCAGUCAGAAGUAGCAUGAUACUAGGAACACCAUGAGGCCUAUUCUAGCUCCACUCCUGACUGUGCAUCUGGCUCAGUCAUUUAUUGCCUGAUUUUUUCAGUUACUGAGCAAUUGCAGCCUCCAUUGACUUAACCAAAGCCCAGCUUGUUCACUUGUGUGUCUUCACCUGUACCAAGAAUGUCAAACACAUGGCCCACAAGCUGGGUUGGGCCUGCAGAGCCACUCUGUUCAGCCCCGCAAACUAUCAGCGUGGUUAAGGGGGAUGGCCUGUCACAAAAUCCAGGGCCUAAACGCCGAAGUGGACGUGAUGAUUGGCUGCAGGAGAAUGAGCAAAGGCUGAUGGUCCCAGUUGCCUUCCGGCCACUUCACCCACCCACAUUGCUGCGGUCCUUGUUCCCUGGCCGCUGGCUUGUGCCACAUGCCCAGGGCUGGAGCUAGAGUCACUGCCACAGUACAGGGCAUGUAGAUCCGGCUCUGACUCCAGCAUCGGGUAUGUGACAAGGGCUGAAGCCGCUGCUGCUUGCUCCAGGUCAGAGCUGGAGCUGCCGCUGUCUUGUGUUGUGGGUCAAAGCUGGAACCUUCAUCACUUUACAGCUUCCUUGUGCCCUGGUCUGGAUCAGGCCUGCAAGGAGAUGUGCAGUCCAGAUCUGACCUAGGGCACCAGGUGAGUUUUGACACCUCUGCCCUGUACAAUGGGCUCCUGAUUCCAUCUCUAAUUUUCUUCCUUGACCUGCUGGUAUGAGUACUAGUUUAUAGUCCACUUUGAGAAUAUAGGGCAUGGCAGCUGACCUGCUAGUGGUCUCCCUUCUUUUAAUGGACUGACUGACCUAAAUUAUAGGCAUUAUAAAUUUACACCUGGGGGAUUAACAGAUACAACCUGAAAGUGUGUUUUCACCUAUGUCUAGCUCAGAUUGCAUUAUUUUAGGGCCACAUUCAGGUCCCUCAAAGUCAAUGUCAUGUAUUUUUAAGGAAUCUGAAUCAGACCCUUUAUAGUCUGAUCAGCAUCAUUAACUUCAUGACUGGCCUCAGUGGCAUUUUGAUCCCACUUUUAUUCAGCUUUAUUCAGACUAAGCAAGCAGCUGUUUGCUUUUAAUGGGUUGGAGACCAGAUGUGAUUAAAGAUUCAUAUUCCUCUUUAGAUAAAGGAUGAACACUAUGAACCUGGCUACACCUGCUGAUUUAAGGCGUAUUAAGGACGUGCGUUUACACGUGUGUGACCUUAAUGUGCCUUGAAAAACAGUGAUUUUAGGAUAUCGGUGCCUAAAUUUGAUACCUGCAAAAGCAGGUAUCAAAUUUAGGCACAAAUAGCUAAAGCACAUUAAUGCAUGUAUAGAGGCGUUAAGGCACAUUAACGCUGUGUAUGGACUGACGUGGGACUAACUUUAGACACAAACCUAAAUCACCUUAAUGCACCUUAAAUUUAGGCAUGCCUAAAUGCAUGUGUAGACAUACUCUAUAAGUCACUUUUAUCAAUGACAGGCUCUCUUCUGCACAUAUCAGUCUCUGCCAGUUCUGCAUGGCUGUCUGCUAGCAGUUAUCUUACUGCAAUGAUAUGUUGUUUGUUUAAACGUUUAUAAUUGUUUAAAGCUAUUUAAGUUUUUUUUGGCAAUCUGUCUGUGUGUGUAUAUUUUGGUUUGUAAAAAAGAAUAUCAGAUAACAGGUUCUUGCUAUAGCCUUCAGCGAAAGAGAUGUGCUGCUGUAGUUAGCUUAAUUCAGAUGUCCUGGUACAGCAUUGGUUGCUGCUUUGUGACAUUGGCCAAGAGCUGUUAUGCUUUCAACUCUUAAUCGGUUGAUCCUUUUUGCUUCUGGUUCCCCUUUGUUCCUAUUUUCCUAUCGAGGGAUCAAAAACCCAGAGAACGUGGUGAGAAUUUUUUGGCCUCAGCCUGUUUGGCAACAGGUCACUGCAACCUGGGAAGGCUCUGGAAGCCUUUAAACUAACUUACUGCUGUAAAACCAACUUUAAAAUGUACUGAUUUUUAUCUCUGUUGCUUACAGACUUUUAGCAGAUUCAGAGGGGUUUUUUUUUAAAAACCUUAAAUGUAAUAUUGAAUAAGAAUAUAUAAACUCGCUAGAGGAAAUACAUAUCACAGUGGCUGAAUCCAGCAUUGAGUUAUCAGUCCUAUCCUUGCUUAUAAAGAUAAAUGUCCUGACACACUUCACCCAGCAAGGAACUCUCAUUUAUAAAUCACUUGUUUUAACUCCUUUGUAAUUAAUACAUUUAAAAAUACAAACCACCUUCCUCAGGUCUUAGGAAGAAACAAGCUUUUGGGCACAAGCUUUUUGGGCAUCUGUCUCACUUUUCUCCCACAUAUACAGUUGGUCAAAUAAAAGAUAUCUCGAACGAACCUUUGCCCCUUAAACAUUUCCCAGACCAUCACUGCUAUAGCAACACCAUAACCCUGCGACCGCUAGAAAUGUGAGUAACACUUCAGUUGGGCUCAGAAGACUUACCGCAGCCAUUCAUGAACUCUCUCUUCAUUUGAUUGGUGCAACUGUCAGGUGUCACAUCCCCAAAUUUACUCUCCAUUUAAGUCACACGCAGUAGUGACUAACCUCUGUGUUCUGAACACACGAGUGUUUAAAAAUACCCUUUUACUGAAAACUGUCAUAUCCUUUCCUUUGCUAUCUUAUUUCUACAGGUGGUCCGGACUGAUCCUGCAUGCCCAAUUGCAUUAAACCGAGUUAUGCCUGUGAGUGAAAGCCCCUCACGUACAGUGCUUACAGGAUCACGUGAUUAUGUUCUAGCAGUAGUGUUAUGGACCCUGUGCUCUUUCCAUUUGACAUUAAUGGCAACAUGACUGAUUUCUCUGAAAGGAGGAUUACGCACAGCAUGGGCCCAGAUCUGCUGUAACCAACUCCUGACUAGCUAUGCAUCAGGGCCUUAAUCUUGAAGAGUAUGAAGUGUUCUAGCCUAACUCAGCAAAACACUUGAGCACAGUCUUGAUUUUAAGUAUAUGACUAGUCCUGCUGACUGCAUACGUUGGGGCUGCUCAGAUGCAAAACGUUAAGCCCAGUCUGCUGGAUCAAGCAAGGUCAGCAUGCUAAGUAAGGCUCUUGAGAGAUCAAACCCCAGUUGACCAGAAAAUCAGCAGGCCCAAAUUCAGUCCAGCUUCCUCUCCGUUAACAUCAGCAUGGUUACAUCAGUAAUGUUCUGCAUUAAUUAUCAACUUCAUUAAUUGCUGAUAAAACAAAAAACCUUAAACAUGGUUACUGCUAUCUUUGUUUUUUUCCCUGUAAGAUACAGUGAGGGAAAAAGGAAAUACAGUAAUGUCUGAACGGUAAAGGGCAAACUUGCCAUGGGUGGAAAUGUUACCUUCAGGGUUCUGAGGUGUUAAAGGAAAUGGCAAUGAAAGGUGUAAAUUUAAGAUACAAACUGGAGAAUUUGGUUCUGGACAGAUUUUAGGGGCCUAAUUCUUCCAUCUUUGCGAUAAACCUUAAAGUCAGUGGAAGACUUGCAUGAAGAAGGAAACUUCAGGGUCAGGCUCAUACCAGUGUGUUUUAUUCUGAAUCUGCUCUUUCGAGGUGUAUUUCUUUGCUGUUCUAAAUGGCUGUGUUCCACUAUAUGAAGUUCAAGCAGUUUGAUUCUGAAAGACAGACCGCAGUGCUCAGUAUCGUAUUGUCAAGUGACUGAGGUUCAAUAGGAGGGGAUUCUUUAAAAACACAAAAGUAAAUGUCUGUAUUUUAAUGGCAUAGAGCAAAUGCUUUGUUUUCACUGUUGUAGAGAAAACUAGGGAGAACUUUAUUUUUCAAUAAACUUUUAUUGUGUGA